This is a messenger RNA of Symbiodinium sp. CCMP2592, 5250 nucleotides long. The record is from the annotation of a GenBank genome assembly. NCBI's taxonomy places the organism in Eukaryota, Dinophyceae, Suessiales, Symbiodiniaceae.
AUGCAGAGCGUUCGCUACAAAGGGCAUCGGAUUGAGAUUUCACGUGAAGCAGAACUUCAAGACGACGAUCCAGAGCGCGACAGGCCAGAUGAUGAGCGUGGAGCGCAGAUUUUGGGGAUUUUUCGGGUGAAGGAGGUUCAGGUCUACGAUGCUAUGAUGCUGAUAUCGCCUGAGCUGAAGCAGCAGCUAGAGUUUUGGCAGAGUAUCACAGGAAAGAACUUACAUGGCAAUGCUUACAUUUUUUCGGUGGAUAAAACCCUUGCGCUGGAGCAGCCGGCAGAUUUGCAACAAUUGGGCACUCGACAUUUCCGAGGUUUUCUGUCUGUGUUGGAGCCAGAGCAACCUCCUCGCUUGUGGAGGGAUUUGGAUAGGGCUGCAAAUCAGUGGAUAGGAGAUAUGCCUCCAAAUGUCAUGCUGCGAGCUCCGAAACUGUUCGUGGAGCAGGUGGUCUGUGGAAGAUGGUCAGCGUUGCUGCUCCCUCACCUCCCCAACACAAAGAAAUCCGGCUCCUCGACCCUUACGAUGAAUUGGCCUGCAGUCGGAAUCGAUGCCCAUCACCCAAGUUUACCCCAGCUGAGUCUGAUCGCCCAGACAUUCCCCGAUGAAGAGUCGAGUGUUGUUUUGAGCGCACAGCUUCUAGACGAAGCCAUGGAUUUCUUGAAAACCUAUGCGGCUUCCCUGUCUGUUCAUGCUACUGACGAUUCAUUUGAGAAUGUAGAGUACAUCGCUUUGCAGAAGUGUGUAGCGACCUUCCAGGCACUGAAAGCAAGCAUGGAUCCCAGUGCUUUUGUUCGCUCGGUCCGGGACAUGACUGGCAAAGGGGUGGCUUUGUGGCGAUGCUCCAGACGGCCAUAUCAAGUCGCUUUCCUUGUGAAGGCGGUGACUCUGGCGAGUUUGCUUCGCAGUGCAGAUGCGAUGUCAGAAGCUUUACAAACAGCUGCGUGUAUUGUUCUUCCUUCAGUGCUGCAACCAUCCUUUCUGACGAUGCUGGAGACCUGUAGGCAGCACAUUCCGCACGAGAGUACAAUCUCUAGAUGGAAAUUACUAUUGGAUGGAAGUUUCAUGCUUUUCCAGCGCCAAUGCAAUCAAGCACAAUCCAGCGCUUCAGGUGGUUUCGCGCGAUAUUUAAUGGCUGACGCAUCAUCCCAACACGGCCGCGAGCUGGAACACAUUAUGCUUUGCAGCAUCAAGAAGCAAGACUUGGCACGCCUCUAUGCCAACUACUGCCGUUUGAUGGACAUGUGGCAUGCAGUGGAGGACGAUGAUGGUGCUGCGGUACAAGGAGAGACGCCGAUCUUGUCAGAUUUGCGUGCCAGUGUAGUUGAGCACCAUAUGCCAAUCAUGUCACUUGGGUCUGGUCGCACUACUCUUCAAGACAAAUUCUGUGCGAUAAUGUAUGCCAUGAUGCUGGAAGCUGGGCCGACUCCUGAUUGCCUCGCUUCGUUUGCCAAUGAGAUCAUUGCAGGAACUUCUGACCUGGGAGUGGAGUUCUCUUUAAGUAAGAUACUACCCACGUCCUUUCGCAAUUUGUUCCCAUGGUUUCAUAUGCCUGAUGCAGCUGCCAAUGGCGGUGACGACAGCAAUUGUAGAGCUGAUGAUGAUGGUGAUGGGUUUGAUGUGCUUCCAGAGCCCGAACAUCAGCCUGGCGAUGUUGAAAAUGUUUCCUUUCAGAACAUGCUCUCUGUGCCGGGCCCUCUUCACAUCAUCGACAAUGCUACAAAGCGUUUGCUGGAUCAGCUGCCGUACUUGAACCAAGCCGUGCCGAAGUUAGUUGGCUUAUCUCGCUUUCUGUCGGACAGGGAACAGAAGCAACGCCUGUUGUCCACAUGUUUCGGAGAGCAAAUGGCGCAGGCCUUUCGACCGGUCGUCGCCAAAUUUCAUGCCAAAGUGAACGAGGGCAGAUGGGGGAGUGUUGCUUUUGCCAUUCCUGAGGUAUUGAAAAUGCAGGUGCCUUUGAAGCGCUUUUGGAAUUUGGAAUCCUUCAGGUUUGGGCAACCAGACACACAGCACAACAGUCGGCAGGAUGAAGCUGGUUCCGGUGUCAAAUUAGAUCUGGUGAACGAAGCCAUUGAGUCACCAGAUUUCUGGGCGCAGUUGCAGACACUGGAUCAAAUUUUCGAGGUUGUCCGGGACAUCUUUGAAUGGAUCGAAUCCUGCCCAUGCCACUACAAGCGAGAUGCAGUGCCUGAAAUCAAGCAGCGAUGGAAAUCGUGCCCCUUGAGGGGCCGUCGCUUAUCAGAGAUCUGUUGUGGAGAGCUGUUUCAGGUCGUGAACGAAAUUUGCUUGGUGAAUGCAGCAAGACUUUAUUUGGAACUGCCAGCAGAUCUGUCUCCUGAGAGUCGUGCUUCCUGCCUCCUGGACUUCGAACAUGGUCGUGGCCACCUGACGUUUCAACUGACCUUGAAAAUGUCCUGCUUCUUGACACCGCCGUUGUUGGUUUUAGGGCUCGCCCGCUACAAUCCUUCGAAACCUGAUCAGCAAAAAAUGACGUUGCAAAGCUGUGUGGAUUCGAAUUGUCAGCAUCCGCUAUUGCAGAAACUACGCGAAGGUGAACUAAAGCAAGAAGCGGAGUUGUUCUUGGAGGGCGAGAGUUUGCAACUGCUUGACCAUCUCCAAGAGUUCAUGGGCGGUUUGCUUUUCGCUUGGGGCACUGAGCGCAAGGUGGAGGGUGGGCAUGCUCAGGUGAAAAUGCUUGCUGGCAGCCGUCGCAAUCGCACGGAAGCCACCGACUCCUUGGCACUUCGGCUUGGGGAGAUCAAGCGGGUUCUGUCGUCUGCCGACAUUACAGCUUUCCUUGAGUGUGUUCAAGCCGCCCGUAACCCUCAGAAGCUUGUCGCCCGGCUUGGCCUAGGCCGGCACCCUAGUUGCAGGUUGGCAAAGAGUGGCUGGGAUCCCAUUUAUCGCAAGAUCGUGUACCAUGCUGACCCAUUGUCUCUGUAUGACCGGAACCCACCAAAGUUGUUCUUGAAGUCGGACGGGGCUGGUCCAAGUGCCCGGCCAGUUGCUGUUGCUUUGCAGGAUGAUGAGGAAGACCUUGCGUAUGAAGCUUGUGAGCUGCAGCAUGCUCUUGCGUUGCGGCAUUUGAGAAGACAGCUGACACUUGUGGCCAAAGACAAAGAUAAACGAAUGUUGUUUUCCUGUGCAAUGCCAGCCAAUGCCCUUACAUUGUUGUCGAAGUGGCUGGUGCCGUCGGUGCACUCUGAAGCUCAGCCGGCUCAGCCUGAGGCGCUUGCAUCAGCGUCAGGGAUGGAGAGCGAGACUGUCGACAGCAUUGUACCGGCACGUUCGCUGAUGCAAGCUUUGGUGUCAGAAGCAUCUCGUGUUGAAGUGGGCACGGUCUUUUUUCGGCUUGUUGCUCUUGGUUUGUCUCAAGCGAAACUUGCUGGGCCGGUGGACUUUUCGAGCAGCGAGAUUGGGAUUCUCUUGUUGAAAACAAAGGAGGUUGCAGAGCAAGCUGAUGCGUACCAUGUUGAAACUUCCGGCGUGAAGCUGCCAUCAGCAUUUGUAGGAAGUGGCGAAAGCUUGCAAGAGGUCCCUCUGGUGUGUUCUUUGUCGUGCCUGAGUUUGGCUCAGCUUCGCUCGUUCCGGUUGUGGGAGGAAUCCUCCUCUGUGCAGGCAGAUCCGGAAGCAGCAUCCGCGGCUGUGCUGGCUAUUGCACCCUCACAGGUCCUCCGGAUUCGUGCCGACCUUCCGCUUGCAGAUCGUUCUACCUUCGAGCUUGUCGAGGAGUUGUUGGCUAAGAGAUGGCAGUGCUUGGUGGCGCGGGAUGGCUCGCACAUGACUGAUUGGCUGAAAAUCAUAAUGAGACAGGCGAGUCAGCAUCCAUAUCAACACGGAGGCGAGAAGCAGUGGUGGAUAUGCGCGGCUGAUGUUCGAGAUCCACACACUGCUCGUUUCAGAGCUUAUUGCACAGCUUUGCUUUCUGCUGACGAAAUGGAGAUUACAGUCCCGCACUUCCGGCCAAUUCAAGAUUACUUGCGGCUCGUGGACAGUCACGCUUUGGCUGUCUGGGAAGAGGGCCAGAAAUCGAAACGGAAGCGUCGACACGGUCGCACUUUUGCUGUGGCUGAUGCUGACGAUUGGGAUAUACUAGAAGCUGCUGCGCCGGAAUCGAAGCGUCGCAAGACAUCUCAUCCCAAGCGAAAUGCUGGCAUGCGAAAACCUCGGGCUCCAGCCAAGAGUUCCGCUGCUGUGGCGGACGUUGAUAGUGGUGCAAAGGCUCCGCUUGAAGCGCCUGGUUUGGAGGAUGACCGCUAUUCGCAGGCGGACCAUCGCUCUGACGCUGAGUCCGGUGGCUCGAAUGCUUUACAAGAGAUGCUGGAUCUUUUUGACGAAGAGGAUAGAUUGGAAAACCAAGCCGAAGCUGCAUCCACUGUACAUGCUGCCUCGUCAAAGAAGCCCAGUAGCGAGCAAAUGCCAGCCCAGGCCGAGGGCCAGGACGACAGCAGCAGCGACAGCAGCAGUAGCAGUAGCAGUUCCUCUUCAAGCAGCAGCAGCAGCGACAGCACUUCCGGUGGCCCUCCUGCAGACGCAGGUGAUGGCAUCGUAGAGGCUCGUGCGUCAGUCAGAGGCGCAGCGAAACCUUCCAAGGCAUCAGGGGUUCCUUUUACCCGCGACCGCUUCAACAGGAUUCCAUGUGGCCUGCACUACUUGACUCCGCGAUUCAAGGAGGGUGUAGUGCAAUCGUACCAGAUGCGGUGCGCUCUGCCAGCGCACAACGAGGAGGACAGAUGCACCAGAGAAUUGGCAGUGACCGUUGCCGGUUCAGAGAGAGAUGCGAGGCGGGUGCUGAAGGCGUGGGUCCUCCUUGGCCACAGCAUGCCUAACAGGUCUGAGCAUAUGAGCAGAUCAAGCCGUGAUAUGUUAUUGGCGAAUCUUCGAGAUGGGACACUUCUUUCAGAAGAAGACCUUGAUCGAAUCAUGGCGUCCGGUGCUGACGACACCAUCCAAGCUCCGUUCUGUGCAGCUCCGGCAAAGCCGCGGAAGGGGAAGAAGCUGGGCGCCAGGGGCAAAUCCGUACCCAAGGAUGUCCAUGAGCGAAUGCUCAAGCUUGCAGAGAAAGGUGGGAUUCCAGACACGACUUUGGAACAAAGAGAGCGCAACAAGAAGACUUCAGCUUUGUACGGCAUACCGAAGCCACUGCAGGAAGCAUUAGAUUGGGGCUAUUUGCACCCCAAUUUGCCUCCGCCGACGGGGUACUUCUGGCAGUAUCAUGCAAACAGCUGGAGAUUGAGCAUUCGUGGCGGUUGA